AUGGCUCGAGCAAGAACCUCUCCUGUCGCUCAAGAAGCUCCUCUAACAAACCAGAGAUUAAGAGCACAUCAAGAGAAUGAAGCUGUUCCUUUACAGGUAAAAUAUGUAUUGUUGAAAGAUAGAAACUAGUUACCCGCGCAGACCAGAGAACGCGGGUCAUAAAAUAAAAAGUAAAACUAACAUUGAUGUUUAAUCCAAGAAGUCUUAUUGCUGACUUCGAGUCUAUUUUAAUAUUAUUUACUUGCAAGUGCAUGGAAAUUUUGUAAACAAGCGUUAUAUUUAUCAGCAAACGAGAGAAAGAAUCGUGUACAACGUGUAUAACAAUCAGUAUUAAAAUGCCUACGCAUUUUUUUAAAGACUCUUCAGCGCAGCGAUAAAGAAGAUAUAUCUCGCAAAAAUACACCAGCCCUGUAUCAAGAAAAUGUUCACAAUUUCCUCAUAGACAUGGCUGAGAUACUGUUCAUAUCGCUCCAACAGACGAAAUAUCUACUACCCGUUGCGAUUGAUAUUAGAUGAAGUUGUUGGUCGGUCGGUAGUGCGCUGUGAAAGAUUGGGAUUUGAUUGUAUUUCAUAAUGCUCUUGAAACUCUGAUAUGUUUUGAACCUUUUAAGAGUGUUAUUACUUUCCCCGAAGGCAGGUUUUUGUUUUCAUUCAAAUUUAAAUCGAGACAUAAAACCGUCAAGUCAGAAAAAUUUAUGUAUACUGAUAUUUAAACACAUUUUCUAAGACAUAAAGUUUUAACAAAUUGCGAUCAAUUUCAGUGGAGAGAAACUUUCACUUAGCAAAGGUUUCAUAGACAUAAUGCGUGGGAAAUUGAUUUUCGUCUCAUGAUCACAUGAAAUAAAUUGACACAUAGGUAAAACAUUUUAUAUCUGUGAAAAAAAAAUUAAAUAUUAAACUUCUUGUAGGGAUAUCGAUUUUUCAGGUCCCCUAUUGGUAUGAAAAAAAUAUCUGCCUGACAUGAAAUGUAUUUUAUCCUUGCCUGUUUUCAUAAAAAAUUUCUUUCAUCGUUAUACCGAAUAAAUAUUAUUUUUUUCGCCUCUAAAUACAAAUGGAUUUGCACCUUUUGAGCACUUGCAGACAAGAAAAAAACGGAAAUUGAGUAUAUGUCAGUGUAAUACGCUUACGACCAUUAAAGUGGCUUUUAUCUUUGUAAAUUAACCAAUGAAAAUAAAGAGCAGGGCUAAAUUGAGGCUUCCCAGCUGUUUUGCUUUUCAAAUCCUACUUUACUUUUUCCUCCUGGAGAUAAUUUCUUUAAUUAUUCACAGAAUUCUGGCUAAAAGCAUUCGCUUAUUGUUGUGAGAGGAAAAAGAAAUAAGGAAAAUUUAUUUUCGUGGCCCAGAUAGAAAGCAGUUUUACGGGACAAAAGUGAAGAAAGCAAAUUCGCGUUUUGCAGGUGAGAUGCCAAUUGGCGGUAUAAUUUUUGCUCGCCAUCAAAAUUCGCCUUAAUUUUUAAACCGGAGUACCAUUGUCUACUGGUUUUCAAAGAAUAUCCAAUUUCGAAUAUUAAGUUAAUGGUAAACAAAAGAACUCACAAAGCCGAGUUCUGAAUGGAAUAAAGCAAGACCCACUUUGCAAUGUAAGCAAGUCCAUAAGUGCUUAGUUGAAAGACCGACAGUUCGAUUUGUGUGAAGCCAUUGGUCAACAGUCUCAAUGUAUAUUCAAUUAAUGCACAUAUUGAGCAGUCUGGCUAUAUUGACUGGGUUGCACAAAUGUAAGUAUUUGUCAUCUGUAUGCCGCAGCUGUCACUGACUUUUUCGAGGUUUUAAUUUUUUUCACUUAAUUCUAUAUCAGGCCUCAUCGAGCGAGAGCCAAAUAUUUGACGACCUGGAGCCGGAUUGUGAAGCGAGCGACCAAGAUCGAGUGAUUGGAAUUAUGGGGGAUACCGCGAAGCGAUUUUCGUCGCUUCUAACAGUGAUUUGCCGCACGGCUAAAAGGUCAGCGAACAAGAUGGCAAAAAUACGAAAGAAAAAAAGUGGUGGAGAAGAAAUCAACAAAUUGUCCACGACAAGUGAGGAUGUUGGAAGUCCUUGUAAGGCUCGUUCGACUAACAAACCGGGAACAAGCGAGGACGAAAAAGGUAACAUUAUUUUCCAUAGCUAGUCUGAAUUCCUUGAAAUUAUAUCCUCCUGUUACGGUUUGAACGGAUGCAUAAUUCCUUGUAAUGAAAUCCUCUUGUUACGGUUUGAGCGGAUGUAUAAAAUGCUAAAAUGUUCUGCUGGAAAAAUGCCUUUAAGUCAGUAGAAAUGUUGAAACAUUGUGAGUAGCGAAUAAUACAGAGAGAUAUAUUUUGAAUCGUGGGAAAAAAAGGUAAAAGUUUAAAGCUCCAAAUGUAUUUUUUUUUUAUUAUUCCACCAUUCUUAUGGUCCUCAACAGGAAGAUCUGUAGCAUCUCCGCGGAGCCCUGAAUUGCUAAAAUUAUUUGCUCGCGCGAAAUUUUCCGACCUCAAAACAAGCUCACGGUAGAUUUUAAUACUUUUUUUAACACCACUUCCACAGUUGAACAACACUUUAAUGAGACUUAUGAACUCCAUCAUCUCCUCGGUCAAGGUGGAUUUGCAGUUGUGUACUCCGGAACUAGAGUACGUGAUAAUCUACCAGUAAGUAAAAGUCUUUUCUUUCUUUUUUCCUUAUCAAUCCAUUGUUAAUUUCAAAUUUUAUGCCUACAUCAAGUUUUAUCGCAACCAAGGUUUAUUGCUAAAACCGCAAGAACUCUCUUAGGCACAUACAAGACUCAUUUGAUAAAUUAUUCUGGAAAGAUUCUGCAGAAUUAUUUCGAGGCGAUCGGACUAUCGAAGCAAAUGUUUCAUUGAUCUGAAAUUUAUCCUUAGAUUGAUUCUAACAGAUUCUUUGCCGACUCUAUUCACAUCUCAAAAAUGUUUUCUGUGAUUUUUGAACUUUUCGUUCUCGAAAACAAACAGAACACAAGUGAAACCAAUCGAAAGACAGUAGCUCAGUACGCAUUUCCUAAUAUUUCAUAAAGAUAGCGAUCAGAUCAAAAAACCCAGACUGGGGUUCGCAAGGGUGGAGAGGACUUCUCGCAAAAAGCAGCACUCGCCACACUUAAAACCAAAGAAGACUUUCGCCUUUUAUUGACGUCAAAUGUGAAUGGAUUCCAUAAAAGAGUGGCAACUUUUCUCAGCGGCGUGUUAGCUGCCGAUCAAAUUUGGCGAGUGAGACUGAAUGAAAUCUGAAACUGAAUCAGUUUGAAGAUUCCAGUUGUUGACCAUUUUCUUGCUGCUAUGUAUUUCAUUGCUUUGAAUUGAAUAACAUCGGGACCAUGCAAAUGGAGCAUUUCUUGCCGAAAACACGUUUUUAUAUUUCUUAGUUCGAUUUUCGGGAAAUUUACCUGCAAGUUAAAAGCGAAGGCUAACCUAUCUUAUCAGUCAAUGUUUCAUCGGAACAGGAUCAUUUUUUUUUACCCAAAACAAACGCACCGGAAAAAACGAAAAUAUUUGUAGAAAUGUUUUGUAGCCGCAUCAGCACCUGUCUGAAAAAUAAAAUUGAGGUGACUCAAUCUCUUAUGUGUUUGCUUUCGAUCGAGAAGUAGUAUGAAUUUCAUGAAUAAGGUACCGAUACGAGACAUAUUUGUUCCAGCUAUGGGGCAAGAUAAGGUAAAUAGACUUCCUAUGUUGCUGCCGGUCAAUACAACAAUAAUUUUAUGCCUUUUAUCAACCCCCUUAGGCGGUAAUAACACCGGAUUCUGUAAGAAAUACGAGGACAUUUUAAAAUGAAGGCUUCUGCUUAAUAAUUUGCAAAAAAGCUAUUGCACUUAUUGAAUCUUAGACCUCAAACAGUUUUAGAAAUCCAAAUCAAGGUUUUGAUUCCAUGUUUCUAAAAGAGUCAAUUUCACACCGACUCAGAUUUUAAUAAAUAUAUGUAUUACUUCUGCUAAAAAGAAAUGGAUCCUGGUGUGAAGUUCAUUCUAAUCAUAUUAGAGCUUCUUAAAAUGUUUUUUUUUCUGCAAAAUCUCCAAUGGAGGAUAAUUUUACUUUAUAAUGGCUACCCUGAACUUUUGUACGGACAAUUACACUUAAAAUUCAGCACUGAGUUUUCUUCGAAUUUAAAACUCUGACAGGCACUCAGCUGGGAGCUCAAGGAUAAGAAAACGUUUACUAGAAUUUAAAAUGCAUUGGCUUUCAAAAACAUUACAAAAUUUACCAUUCAGGCUUUGCAGAGGUUUUGAAGUUCCCAAAAAAAUAAAUGCCUUAAGCUCAUCAUUUUCAUUAAUCAAUAAAGGUUGCUGUCAAGGUCAUUCCCAAGAGCAACGUGUACUCGUUUGAGGAGGUAAGAAUAAACUACAAAUCCUGUUUACAGUAAUUAAAGUACCGGAUUGACUCUCCUUUGUCAAACGUUCCCGGCUGAAGCAAUUACCUAAAAUCCCACGAUUUGUUGGUGUGCAGCCCGUCAAUAGUAUUCGAUGGUAUUUUUUUAGAUAUAUCGCCCCAAAAGAGUAAAAAUUAUUGGUUGCUCGUGUUGACACCUUUACUCCUUACUGUGACAAAAGGAGAAUUUACAAAAACGUCAAUUUUCUUUGGCAAAAUUCUAAGAAGUAAAUUGUACUAUGCAAUAGUUCUAUCGAAGGAAUUUCAUUUGAAUGGUAAUACCAUAUGAUUUAAAAGAAAAAAUGACAUACCAUCUGGAAAACUGGAAGACAAAAAUUGCACCAUCGUAUCAGUGUGCAUGGUAAUAUGGGUAACUGGCCGCCAAUGGCGUAGCGCGCGAAUGACGUCAAAAUGACUAAUUUGCAAUUUUUGUUUGAGUUUUGUCAUUUUUCUCAUUUUAAUGACAAAAGACAGACAAACAUGACAUUUUGAUAAGAAAAGUCAGACAAAAGUAAGGAAUUUGUUAAUGUUAAUUCCAGUUUAUUUGUCUGAGUUUCGGGUCUAUAAAUAUUAACUGCGCACAGCGCUAUUCUUCGAUGCUCUUAUCUGUCACUCUAAGUUACAAUAUAGGUGGUUUUCACGUUACGUCAUCGCCACCAUGCUGGUGGACGGUAAACAAAAGAUCGCUCAUUAGCUCGCUUUGUUUGUCCACCAGCAUUUGUUCAUUUCACCAUUGUUAUUUAUAUCUCCCGAGAUUUUACGAAAACCACCUAUUGGGCUGGCUGUGGAAAACCAGUCAUAAAAUGUAUAUUUUCUGUUUUGAGUCAGAAAAUGCAAGACUUUGCCCAAAAAAGUUGAGUCAAGUUUACUUUCAUGUGACCUGCCUGUUGUGACUAAAUCUGGCUUACCUUGUCCAGGAAAAUGAUGUCACAAUCCCGACGGAAGUCUACCUUCAUCGUUUUCUUGACCAUCCAAACGUCAUUAAACUGUAUGACUUCUUUGAGCAUGCGCAGGCUUACGUCAUGGUGCUAGAGAGACCGCUGUACCACAGAGACCUGUUUGAUUACAUCACAGAAAAGAGGCGAUUAAAUGAGAACGAAGCAAGAAGUAUUUUUCUUCAAAUUAUCGAGGCGGUGAUGUACUGCGAGUCUAAGGGGAUAUUUCAUCGUGACAUCAAAGACGAGAAUAUCUUGCUAGAUACUAGAACUGGCCAAGUCAAGUUACUGGAUUUUGGCUCUGGUACUGUUCUAGAGAAUACACUAUAUACAGAUUACGAAGGUAAGAAACCAUACAAACUAGUGGGGAAUUCUCUAUGAGCAUCUUUCAGAAAUUUGCCUGUCAUAGAUCUGGCGCUUUUACUUCAGGAAAAAAAACCGUAGAAAAAUUUGUGGGAAAAUUACAAACAGGACAGGGUAAGUUCUAGUCUCCCUCGCAGCCGUUUUUUGGAUGUCACGUAACGCUCCCCCAAAAGAGGGGAGGUUGGGGGGGUGGCGUUGCGUGACAUCCAAAAAACGGCUGCGAGGGAGACCAGGUAAGUUCUAGCUUUAGAAACUAAAGUGUACAACUCAUAAACUUUUCACUGGGAUAUUUAUACUAACAAUGAAAUUUGACAAAACUGAUGUAGUCCACAAAGUGGAACAAACAGGUCACUGUUUCGGCUGUAGACGGUUACAGACGGCAACCAAUCCACUCAAAUUAUCCAUUAAACUCACCUCAGACCUUAUUUUCACUUGCAAAUGUUUCCUCCAGGAACGCGAGCGUACUGUCCGCCAGAGUGGUUUCGUUUCCAUCGUUACUAUGGCAAGCCCGCCACUGUAUGGUCACUUGGUAUACUGCUGCAUAAUAUGGUCAUGGGAGAUGUGCCUUUUUCAAACGAGGUGGAGAUAGUGCGCGCAGAGUUGAAUUUCUCCGAUGACGUCAGCAAAGGUGGGUUAUUUGCCAACCACGUGUUCAGGUUCUUCCCCCUUCUUUCCUCGGAAAUUAAAGGGGAAAAGUGAGGACCCCUAGAAGUAGAGCAGGGGGUGGUGGAAUCGUGUUAUCUACUUCUCGAUGGUUAUUUACCACUGACAAAAUUUCCGGAAAUUGUAGUGGAAACCUAAGUGGAAGACUACUUUUAAGGUCAUUUCAGUGAAAAGGUUCCACAGGCAACGAUGGGUCUAAAGGGGUAGUCUUAUUUUCCCUUAUUUUUACGGAAGUUCGUGUCCCAUUCCGAGCAAAGGUGGCACAGUUGGUUAGUGCUUGGCCUUCGGUGCGAGGGGUCCCGAGUUCGAUCCCCGGUGACAUCACAUCCUUGUUUCAACUUCUCUCCUUUCUGUGUAGCUUUAACUAGCUUUAAAUACCCUUAAAACGGAACAUUGAUGGAGAGAGGGCGGGGGGAGCGCACCGUCGACCUCAACUUUAUCAGUUAUUACUGUCACGAGGUUAUAGAAGUAAAAUAUGCAGGUUGCUUUACCUUCACCAUAACCCUUACUUCUUCAAACCUAAUCUUUGAUACCAGUUUCUGGCCUUUCAGGCCAUUUUUCUGAAAUGAGAGUGCUAAUAAUCCUUUUCUGGCACUUGACUUCCUUCUUUGCUCGGGUAGCUAGUAUCUACUUAGUUCUCUUACACUUUGCAAGUUUUUAUGCGAUGCCCUUAAACCAUGUAUCCCUCAGGCUCAGUAACUCAACAGAUUAUCUGUUUCUUUUUCUUUAGACUUGCAAGAUAUUAUGCGAUGUCUGCUAGCUAAGCACCCCUCCUACAGACCAACUCUAGAAGAAGUUGUUCAGCAUCCCUGGCUUCAGCAUCAUAAACACAAAUCUCGAUCCUACCCUGACAGGAGAGCUUGUCAAAGCGCUCCUGUCCCGGUAGAUCCUAUUGUAGACAGACGAGAGAGACGCCAGAGGCAAGGGAAUUCGGUUUUAUGA
Messenger RNA from Porites evermanni, 7227 nucleotides. The record is from the annotation of a GenBank genome assembly. NCBI's taxonomy places the organism in Eukaryota, Metazoa, Cnidaria, Anthozoa, Scleractinia, Poritidae.